Messenger RNA from Stegastes partitus (bicolor damselfish), 1369 nucleotides. RefSeq names its product chromosome 15 C3orf52 homolog (gene c15h3orf52). The record is from RefSeq and is a predicted model, not a curated record. The coding region runs from base 219 to 1088 and encodes 289 amino acids. Lineage: Eukaryota; Metazoa; Chordata; Actinopteri; Pomacentridae. The transcript is spliced from 8 exons.
GAGGUCGAAGCAGAGAGACGAGCAGAGGAGAAGGAAACUAGUCAGUACCGACGAUGUGAACUCUCAAAGUUAAAUGUUUGUUUUCUUUUCAGGAAUUGUUGACUUUAUCUUAAACCGCAGCUGAGACGUUUACGGCCCCGCGGACGCUGCGGGAUUUCUGAAUAUUAGAAGUUAGAACAGCCACUUCCGCGUUUGGGGCUUCGUUUUUUGACACCAGCAUGGACAUUCAGCUACAAGUAAUUGACGAUGGAGCUGCACACGAUGCUAAUGGACGGAUCAACGGUGGCAAUGGGGAAGCGAUGCCUGUUGCAGCUCAAGGUCAAAGGGAUGUGGGAAACACAACCGAGGUGACAUCAGGCAAUGGCGAAGGUGUGGCCAAUGGGAAUCCUGAAGCAACAGAGACAGAUGCUUUUGUCAUUCAGAUCAACGGUGGAAAUGGGGAAGCGAUACCUUUUGACCACGCAGCAGAAGGUCAAACGACUGCUGGAAAUGCAAACCCUCCUCAAGAGAAGGGCUCCGUGUGCAGGAUAAAGAAGGAGCUGAACCAGCCCGUCUGCGAGAAAGUCAAACAAAUCAGACUGUGGAUGGUUAUCAUUUUCAUCUUUGUCCUUAUGGCUCUUGUGAUUGUAGUUUCCAUGGCUGUGUGCUCAGCGGUCCACGAGGACGAGGACGACCAGUUUGACUCUUCGUUGUUUAAAGUUCCUCACUAUUUCAAUGGGAGCUUCCAGUUGCCAAAUCAGCUCUUCAAAGAGGAGCUUUUAAACCUUCACUCCAGUGAAAGCCAAGAACUCGCUGCAGAACUUCAAAUAAAGAUGGCUGACCUCUACAGAUCCUCCCCUGCUCUGGGGCGAUACUUCUCCAAAGCUGAAGUACUUGCUUUCAGGAACGGUUCGGUCACCGCUGACUACAAGCUGACGUUCGUCUUGCCUGAAGAGCAGCAGGAUCAGCUGAGAAACUUCACUCUGAGCAGGGAGAUGGUGUACAACGUGUUUCGACAGUUUCUGUAUGACCAGGAGCCUGUCGAGUCAGCUGAGUCGGGGCCGAUGUUCAUCGAUCCCGUUUCCCUAAAAAUGUUCUCAGGACACUGAUGACGAGACACAGAAAACCACAGUGUCUUGUUUUCUUAGUAAUUUAAGUGAGACGCUGACCAAAUCCUAAACCUCCCGUAAGUCGGACGAUGCUGCAUAUGACCUGUCAGACUUGUGUGCAGUUUUCCCACGAGUAUGCAUAUGAUGCAUCUUUUACCACAGGAAGCAGCAGUUGCACAACACACACACACACUAAUGUGCAUCUGUCAUGGGGAUGACCGCAUUGUGUGUUAUGUGUGCAGGACUUAUCGGGUUAAAAGGACACCUUCCUCCUGCCAAAC